AUGAACAACUUUAAAUAUUUAUCAACUUUAAUUAUUGUGAUAGUUUUUCACUUUAAUAUCGCCUAUUCACAAAAACUUUACAAUGAUCAAGUAUUGACUUCACCUCAAUCCAUAAGAAAUGGGGAUUGUAGGAUGGUCUUGGAGAAUAAUGGUAAUCUUAUUAUCUUUAAAUAUGACUUCAAUCAAGUUAUGUGGGCAUCAAAUACUUUCCAAAAAGGUCGUGCUCCAUUUAGAUUAAUCAUGCAAGGUGACGGUAAUCUUGUAUUAUAUGACUCUACCAAUAUGGUUACAUGGAAGAGUGAUACUUUCAGAAAAGGAGUAGCUCCAUUUACAAUGGUUUUGAAUAAUGAUGGAACAUUUAAUAUCAUUGAUGGAACCGGUUCUUCAACCUAUAGUUCUUCCGGUGGAAAUCAAAAUCAAAAUCAAAAUCAACCUCGACCAACAUCCAAACCCAAUAAUACAAAUAAUGGUGGAAAUAAUAAUAAUGUGGCAUCGAAAUUAUUAAAUUUAGUAAAUCAAGAGAGAGCCAAGUAUGGAUUACAACCAAUGUAUGCAGAUGGUCCAUUGCAAUCGGCUGCUCAGGCACACUCCAACUAUCAAGCAGAGAUUCAACAGAUGACUCAUAACGAUCCAAGAGGUGAGUUGGAUCAAAGAGUUAAUAUUUAUGGCGGAUACUAUAGAUAUUACGCUGAGAAUGUUUUUGCAGGACCCAAGACCGAGGAGGAGGCAAUGGAUGGAUGGAUGCACAGUCAGUUACACAGAGACAAUAUCUUAAAUCCAGUACUAAACAGAUUUGGAGGUGCUCUUACCGUUGGACGCAAUGGAGAAUACUAUUGGACACAAUCAUUUGGACAGGCAAAGUAA
Molecule: messenger RNA, 864 nt
Organism: Heterostelium album PN500
Lineage: Eukaryota; Evosea; Eumycetozoa; Acytosteliales; Acytosteliaceae
Exons: 3
Coding region: 1-864 (287 amino acids)
Source: RefSeq, a predicted model, not a curated record